Molecule: messenger RNA, 1309 nt
Organism: Carassius gibelio (silver crucian carp)
Lineage: Eukaryota; Metazoa; Chordata; Actinopteri; Cypriniformes; Cyprinidae
Gene: sh2d4bb
Product: SH2 domain containing 4Bb
Exons: 8
Coding region: 1-1278 (425 amino acids)
Cellular component (GO): cytoplasm
Source: RefSeq, a predicted model, not a curated record
AUGAUGCAGCGGAUUCUUCAGGAUAUGUAUAUAGAGCCUGACCUGUUGGCUGAACUCAACGAAGAGCAGAAACAGAUCCUCUUCUACAAGAUUCGGGAGGAGCAGGUGCGACGCUGGAAUGAGAGAGAGAGGAGAGAUCCAAGUCAUGAUGUGAAGAAGAAAAGCGACCGCAGAGGCAUUCAGUGGCUUCUGGGCUCAGAUGGAGAUGUGUGGGUAUGGGUAAUGGGGGAGGCCCCGGGGGACAAGCCCUUUGAAGACAUUGUGGAAAAACUGAUGGAGGAGAGAGCCAGGAAGCAGGCCCAGAGAGAAGCACAGGAACUCCGGCGUGUGAAGGAGGCAGAGAUUGAAAAGAAGUUUCGAGAUGCCAUGGCGAAGGAAAAGGCUCGCUUCGUGGCAGAAAAAUGGAAGGAGGAGACAGAUGACAGAAAGGCAGCCAAGCAGGAAGAAGAGGAAGAUCGCAUUAGAGAGGAACUGAAGAAAUGUGAGGAGGAAGAGAGACUGAGAGGCGAGGAAGAAAUCCGCCAAACGGAAGAGAGGAGAGCAAAGGAGCUGUACAUCUCUCUGAAGCAGGAGGAAAAGAGGAGCGAGAGAGAUGACAAAGAAUGGCAGGAACAAUUGCGACGCUCCAAGGCAGCGGAUGAGGAGAUGAAGUGCAAGGCACGGCGGGCUAGAGAUGAAUACAAGCGCCAGUCUCUGCGAGCUAUCGAGAAGGGCCUGGUGGCUGGACUUAGCGGUCUGUUCCAUAAGACACACCUGAAGGGAUCAGGUCACAACCGACGGCACGGCACGGACACUGAACAUCCAUCCCUUCCAGCUGAGGCCAGCCAUUCAUCUGCAGCUAUCUGGAUUCGUCCUCCCAGGCCGAACUCUCGUGAAUCCAUCAUCCGCUGGUUUAUAGAGGAGCAGAGACCGAGACGAGCGGGAUAUGAGCGAAGUAGCAACACCAUCGCACCCUGGUUCCACGGAAUAAUAUCACGGCAGGAUUCAGAGGCUUUGCUGGUGAAUGCAGCAGAGGGCUGUUUCUUGGUCAGAGUGAGCGAGCGGAUCUGGGGCUACACGUUGUCCUACCGCACCACUUCGGGCUUCAAGCACUUCCUCAUCGACGCAUCGGGUGACUAUUACAGCUUCCUAGGUGUAGACCAGAACCGUCACGCCACCUUAGCUGACCUCAUAGACUUCCAUAAGGAGGAAGUGAUCACGACGUCUGGAGGAGAACUACUCCAGGAUCCCUGCAGGCCCAGAAGCUCCACAGCUGACUAUGGAGGGCUUUUUCAGUGAUGGUUUCUAUGGUUGUGAAUCUCAAUUUGGC